Messenger RNA from Aphanomyces astaci, 1781 nucleotides. RefSeq lists its product as hypothetical. The transcript has 9 exons. Gene Ontology annotation, molecular function: ATP binding; misfolded protein binding; ATP-dependent protein folding chaperone. Lineage: Eukaryota; Oomycota; Saprolegniomycetes; Saprolegniales; Verrucalvaceae. Bases 7 to 1722 code for a protein of 571 amino acids. The record is from RefSeq and is a predicted model, not a curated record. Gene Ontology annotation, cellular component: mitochondrion; cytoplasm. Gene Ontology annotation, biological process: protein refolding; cellular response to unfolded protein.
CAGAAAAUGGACGACACGUACGAGAGCUGGGGCCAACGCGCGGACGAGUUUGAGAAUGGCACCGUGUGCAUUGGCAUUGAUCUGGGCACAACCAACUCGUGCGUGGGCUAUUGGAAGGAGGGUGCAAAUCACGCCAAGAUCAUCAACCACACCGCCACGGACGGCAAGCACAAGACCGUUCCAUCCGUCGUAAGCUUUCCUUCUCAGGGCAAUCCAUUCGUUGGGUUUGAUGCCGUGGAGCAUGAGCAAAAGUACGAACCAGACACAGUGACCAUCCGAAGUGCCAAGCGGUUGAUGGGCAAGACGUUGGCCGAGAUGGCUGACGAACAGAAGUACCUGUCGUACACCCUUUGCGACGCCGACGGCCACGUGGCUAUUGAUCUUCCGUCGAAAGAGAGCAUCGCGACGCCCAGCGAAGUGUCGGCGAUUCUGUUGAAGUACAUCAAGGACACGGCCGAGGAUAAGCUGGGCCAUCAAGUGUUCAACUGCGUGUUGACCGUGCCAGCCUACUUUAACGAGUCGCAGCGCCAAUCCACUCUCAAAGCAGCCACCAUGGCAGGGUUCCAAGGCAUUCGGUUGCUGAACGAGCCCACGGCGGCGGCCAUGGCGUACGGCCUGUUCAUUGCAGGGAAAAAGCGCGUGGCGAUUUUCGAUUUCGGCGGCGGGACCUUGGACGUGUCCAUCUUAUCCAUUGACAGCGGCACAUUCGCCGUCGAUGGAGUGGGGGGCGAUACCCACUUGGGCGGCGAAGACAUCAACCACUUGCUGGUCGACUUCAUGCUGGACUCGAUAUCUCAAGAGCAGAAUGGCGGCAAACCGUUGCCGCUUCCGCUGACUCGGACCGCCAUCAUCCAACUCCAGCAAGCCGCAGAACAUGCCAAAGUUACGCUGUCCACACAAAAGGAUGUGUCUAUAUACCUCAAGGACGUUGGCGGCAUUAAAGCGCACAAGAUGAAGCUAUCGCGAGCAAAGCUCGAGAGUUUGUGUGCCCCGCUCUUGACAAGAUGUGUAGACAUUACACGCGACGUCUUGGCGAGCAUUGGUUUGACCCCCCAAGAUAUUGACGAAGUGGUGUUGGUCGGUGGGUCGACCCGCAUCCCGGCCCUUCGCACCAAAUUGUCGGAUUUGUUUGAUGGCAAAGUACUGUGUACGUCUGUGAAUGCGGACGAAGUUGUGGCGUCUGGUGCGGCAAUCCAAGCGGCCAUUUUGAGUGGCGUGGACAAGCGCGUGUUUCAGGAUGUGCUCAUGAUGGAUGUGAUUCCAUUGAGCAUUGGGAUCGAAAUGGCGGACGGGCGCAUGGAAGUGCUCAUUCCGAAAAACUCGCGAAUUCCAAUCUCCGUGACCAAGUCCUUUGACACGUACGAAGACCAUCAGAAAGGCAUCACGGUCGAAGUCUUUGAAGGCGACCACCCCGUGGCCCGCGACAAUGUGUAUUUAACGUACUUCAAUUUCACGCUGCCACGUCAUAAGCUGGGCAAAGCAGGCGAAUUCCAACAUGCGGUGACCCUCAGCAUGAACGAGAACGGCGUGCUUCAAGUCAAGGCCGGCGCGCAGCACGAAAUCGACGAAAACGAAGCCGCCGUGUCCAAAAAGUGGAUUGUCGUCCUCGGCGUGUAUAUGGCGUGUAUGGCGGCCAUGUAUGUGUUUGUGCGCGUACACUUUUCGACGGACCGACUCGCGUACACAGACCAGUACAGUGCCGUCAACAACGACGACUUGUAAUGAUAAUAGAACCGAUGGGGGCGGGAUAACAACACUCCAUAAGUCGUCUGUGUGCCAAC